This is a messenger RNA of Zingiber officinale, 1409 nucleotides long. RefSeq names its product translation initiation factor eIF-2B subunit alpha-like. Lineage: Eukaryota; Viridiplantae; Streptophyta; Magnoliopsida; Zingiberales; Zingiberaceae. Gene Ontology annotation, biological process: translational initiation. Bases 68 to 1225 code for a protein of 385 amino acids. The record is from RefSeq and is a predicted model, not a curated record. The transcript has 5 exons. Gene Ontology annotation, cellular component: eukaryotic translation initiation factor 2B complex. Gene Ontology annotation, molecular function: guanyl-nucleotide exchange factor activity; translation initiation factor activity.
AAAACCAUAAUCGAAUAGAAUCAGAUGCGGAUUGAAAGCUAAAAAGGGUAGAAAGCAGGGGAGCAAAAUGUGGGGGCGAACGGCUUCCUUCAUCCUCGACAAGAACAAUCUCAGCCAGUUUCCUUCCCCCUAUUCCUCGCCCUCGGAAUCCUCCUCCAUGGAUCGCUCUAACCCUAGGCCCGGCAUCUCCGCCUACUACCAGACCCGCGCGGAGCACCACGUCACCAGUGACUGGCUCGCUCAGGCCCAUGCUGCGCUCCUGAAGGAGGAGGAGGAGGAGGGGGAUCUGCCACCAUCUGCCCCUGGAUCCAUCGUGAAACCCUUCAGCGUCAUCGACGAAUUUAACCACUGGCGGAAGAAGCCCGACCUCGCCGAGGCCGUCGCCGCCAUCAUGGCCCUCGCCGCCGUCAUCCGAUCCAGUGAGGCGACCACCAUGAUGGAGCUUGAGAUCGAGCUCAAGAAAGCUUCCGAUACUCUAAAGUCUUGGGAUGCAACUUCCAUUUCACUAUCAGCUGGUUGUGAUCUCUUUAUGCGAUAUGUUACCCGAACUUCUGCCCUUGAAUAUGAGGACUUUCAUGCUGCAAAGCUUCGCUUGAUUGAACGAGGGGAAAAAUUUGGUGAGAUUUCCAUGAAGGCACGCCGCACAAUUGCCCUGCUUAGCCAAGAUUUUAUAUUGGAUGGCUGCACAAUAUUAGUUCAUGGCUUUUCAAGAGUGAUAUUAGAAGUUUUGAAGCUGGCAGUUUCGAAUAGAAAACUAUUCACAGUCUUCUGCACAGAGGGUAGACCUGAUGGAACUGGAUUGAAGUUAUCCAAAGAACUCGCUGCACUAGGCAUUCCUGUUAAACUUCUUAUUGAUUCUGCCGCCGCAUAUGUAAUGGAUGAGGUUGACAUGGUAUUAGUUGGAGCUGAUGGAGUUGUUGAGAGUGGAGGCAUUAUUAACAUGAUGGGAACAUAUCAAAUUGCGAUAGUGGCGCAUAGCAUGGAUAAACCUGUUUAUGUGGCUGCUGAAAGUUACAAGUUUGCACGGCUGUAUCCAUUGGAUCAGAAGGACAUGGAACCUGCACUUCGUCCGAUCAACUUUGGCGUCCCUGUUCCACCAGAUGUAGAAGUCGAAACAUCUGCUAGGGAUUACACCCCGCCUCAGUACCUCACACUGCUCUUCACUGACCUUGGCAUUCUUACUCCGUCUGUUGUGAGUGAUGAGCUUAUUCAGCUCUACCUUUAAGCGCCAUGGCAAUUAUAACUUGCUCUGAGGUAAUGCUAUAAGCUUGUCAAAUAAAAAGGGGAAAUUUGUGCUAAUUCCCUUUCUUUCUUUCUUUCGUUUUUUUCCUCCUUCCUUCGUAAUUGACUCUUCCUUGAGAAAUUUUGUGCAUCGACUACUUGUAUAUGGAUAAAAGCCAGUUUGUUCA